This is a messenger RNA of Blepharisma stoltei, 2029 nucleotides long. NCBI's taxonomy places the organism in Eukaryota, Ciliophora, Heterotrichea, Heterotrichida, Blepharismidae. The record is from the annotation of a GenBank genome assembly.
AUGCCUGUGCAUUUAAAAGGGAUAGUCUUAGGAGAUUCUGAGACUGGAAAAUCAAGUUUUCUGCAAGCAAUUUGCUCGAAUAAAGCAAAUUUGCAAGAUUUUCAAGUAGAAACAAUUGACCCAGCUACAAAAACUAGCUUAGUUUUUCAUCUAGAAGAAGCAAAUCAAUUUUUGAAUGGGCUUACACAAUAUCCUUGCAUAUUUCUUAUGUAUUCGCUGGCCAAUUAUGCAUCCUUUUUGUCAGUAAAAGAAAACUGACUUCCGCAAGUUCUUUCUACUAUAAGUUUAGGCUAGAUUAUUAAAGUAAGGCAUUAGCCAUAUUGGUGACGAAGUAACCAAAAACCUUCCAUAUGGGAGGCUCAUUCGCUUUUCGACUCCAGCCAAGGGGGUCUUCCCCAAAGGUGGAUGCCACUUCCGGUACCUUCUGUCUCCUCCUUGCAUUGCAACUUCAGUCUUGAGUGUUUAUGGACUUUUGCUGCAGGCUAUUGGAGUUUGGUAAUUCCAAAGAUCAACUACCCGAAGUCUCUCGGUGCCAAAAUGCGUUCGUUCGACAGCUAUAGGAAAAAAAGACUACUGUGGCCUGGGCCGAACCCCAAGUUUUUCGGUAGAGAAUGCCGAUGGUCCUCGAAUCCAAAGGAUUUUGAUGAACAUCUCCAUUUCCAACCACGUGAAAGCAGCCCAAACCUAUCCUGUAUAUAUCUCUUGAACCUGCACUUGAUUUUAGGCUUGGAGUCCGUCCCAAUUCGCCAUAGCCACAAGAUCCAGACUGCUGCACCAAGAGGGCAGAUUGGCGCGUGUCACCAAUUUAAUUUAUAUCCUUUCUACAAUAAAAAAUGAUUUUUCAUUUAUUAUCAUAAUUGGGACACACAAUGAUCUUAUCAAUGAGCGAGAAGUCGACUCACAAGAAGCCGAAGAAUUUGCUACCUCAAAUGGUGUUUUUCAUAUGGAAAUUUCUUCUAUAAAUAGAAGAAACAUUGAGCUGACUUUAAAAGUCAUGAGAAUUCGCGCAACCUAUUUAAUAAAAAAGCACCCAGAGAUGACAGACCUACAGCCAGAAAAUGAUUUUGUUAAUAUUUCAAGUCCAAAAGCAUCAGAAAUAAGUGAAGAAGUAGAAAGGAAUGUAGAUAUAAUUGACGAGUUUAGUUUAUAUCACAUCGAGGAAAAUAAUUUGCAUCUUGAAAAUGAAUUUAACAAGUGUCAAAAUAUUAUUACAGAUAUUCCAAUGUCUUUUAGCGAUUAUAAAGAAAUGAAAAAGAAAAAAGAUCGCUAUGAAAAAUGCAAGGAUGGAGUCUUAGCUGAAAUUCCUAUUAAUAUUCUUAAUGAAAAGUCAAAAGCCCAAGUAUUUGAAGAGAAUAUUAGUUUUGCUAAUAUCAGCGAAAUAUCAAAGGAAGAAUUCAAUUUUUCAGAGACCGUGGAAGACUUUUUCCCUGAUGCUUAUGAAAAUAUGGAUAGAUUAGAAGAUUGCCCUAUAAAUAUUGAAACCCUAGGUAGCCCUUCAUGGCAGAAACAACGGAAAGUGCCACCUUUGACGAUUAUAUCGCAGCCUUCAAUGAUAUCUAUGUGCCCACCAAAAACAGAAAGAAGGACAGCCCCUAAUACUCAGAUUAACAGCGGUCAUAAUACAGAAAGAAUUAUAAAAGACCCUCUUUUGUUUUUAGAUGUGAAAACAAAAGAUGGAAUUAAAAGAAUAAAUGUAUACCCAGGAGAUACUGCUCAAAAUUUAGCUGAAACUAUAUUAGGAAAUUGUCCUGAAGCAGAAGAUUUAGGCAAUUUAAUCGAGAACGAAAUCAAUAAAUAUUGCAAUGAAAUCAGAAGUAUCCAGAAUUCAAAGAAAAAUAAAAUUUUAUAUAAAGUUAAUGUGAGGCUUGGAGAAAAAGCACUUGAAAUUGUGGUAAAGGAAGGUGAUAAGGUUGAAGAUUUAGCUAAAAAAUUCGUAGAAAGUAAUAAGCUUUCAAGAGAUGUUGAAGCAACUGUGUUUAAAUUGCUUAUUGAAGCUGAAAAAAGACAGAAAAAAUCUAAAGCAAUUUAA